Molecule: messenger RNA, 901 nt
Organism: Ruditapes philippinarum (Manila clam)
Lineage: Eukaryota; Metazoa; Mollusca; Bivalvia; Venerida; Veneridae
Exons: 4
Coding region: 400-882 (160 amino acids)
Source: RefSeq, a predicted model, not a curated record
GGGAGAUAUAGGAAAAUGUUCGAUAGGAAAUGGACAAGAAUACCACUUCAUGUCAUCAAGACUGCCCAGAUCAUUGCAAGAACAAAACCUGUACAUUUGAUUCCGGUGAGUGUGACAGAGGCUGCGAUGAAGGGACACUGGGGUGUAAAGUGUAACAAUUAAUGUUCUGAUAAUUGCACAGAUGACGAAUGCUUCCAGAACAAUGGAACGUGUUUUUCUAGAAAAACAUGUGAUGCCAACCGUUUUGGUAAAAACUGCGAAAACUUUUGUCAUCGUAAUUGUGUGGCAAGUGUAAAUGGUAAGAGUUGUAAUUCUUUAAACGGACAUUGCAUAAGGGAGUGUGUACCAGGCUAUUUUGGCAACUUUUGUGACCUUAAAUGUAGCGGCAAUUGUCGGAAGAUGACCUGUCAGAAAGAUGGCGGUUUUUGUCUAUUUGGUUGUAUAGAUGGAUAUAAAGGAGACAAGUGUGAUUUACAAGAGUCUAUACAACACGGAACAGGGAGUUGUUUCAGUUUGGUUGUCGGCGCUUCAAUCGCUUCGGCAUGUCUGACCUCAGUCAUGAUACUUGUUAUCGUUCUUUUAAGAAGAAAAUGUAAACACCAAAGAGACAAGCCCAACAAGCACAACAAGUCAAAUGUGAAGAGAAACGGUAACGAGGAGACAGCUUUAGUAUGCAUUGAACCGACUACAAACCAAUCUGAUAAUGAAGCAGUUCCGGCUUACUCCGACGAUAACAAUACACCAGGUAAAGUAAAUGAUGUCGCUACAGUCUAUGAAAGUCUAACAAUUAGUGGCACUGACGUCCGUCAAACAGCACGUUUAUGUUCGACUGACUACACUUCGUUAGAGGUUUGUUUUCCAAGUUAUAGAAAAACAGUUUGAAAAGUUAAUUGUGUUGUUG